This is a messenger RNA of Cetraspora pellucida, 168 nucleotides long. Lineage: Eukaryota; Fungi; Glomeromycota; Glomeromycetes; Diversisporales; Gigasporaceae. The record is from the annotation of a GenBank genome assembly.
AAUAGUUUGUAUAAUAAUAAGUUUUAUUUAUCUAAUAAUGAAAAAAGAAAUAAUAGUAAUGAUGAAGCAUUACCUUCAAUAUUUACUUCAAAUUUGAAAAAUAAUCAAAAGGAAGAAGUUGAAAAAGCUCAGUGUUUAUUUAAAAAAUAUAAUACAGAGUAUUUGUGA